This is a messenger RNA of Amyelois transitella, 922 nucleotides long. RefSeq lists its product as uncharacterized. Lineage: Eukaryota; Metazoa; Arthropoda; Insecta; Lepidoptera; Pyralidae. The record is from RefSeq and is a predicted model, not a curated record. The coding region runs from base 203 to 757 and encodes 184 amino acids. The transcript is spliced from 2 exons.
GUAGAUCACAGUUAUAAGACCUAGAUCCAUUAUCAAUUUAAUGUAAUUAUUUUUUAAUUUCCAGCGACAAAUGUCAAUAUAGCUCAGUGUGACAGGUACCUAUCUAGUCACGAUAAGGAAAUCAAAAAUUGAAGAUAGAAAAGUAUUCAGACACUAGGUAUUUUGGAUUACUUAUUUUAAAUGCAACAGCAUCCCGUAACUGAUGUCUGAAGAAUAUCGCAUACUAAAUAUUCAUCGAUACAACAGGAAGACUUAUAAAAAUAAAGCACGAAUCUCUCAAGAUCAUGAUGUUCAUAGCCCGAGAGAAACCGCAAAUAUCGAAGUUACAGAGUUAUCUCCUCGCAGCGAGGUUCGUAGCGACGGUUUCGCGUUCGAUUCGCCUGGUUGUAGCUGUGACAUCGACCAAGAAGCUGACUUGGCUAAUAUAUUGCACAAGAAGUGUCCGGUCAUAAAUUUGGCACAACAGCAACUACAUCGCCUUUUGGACGAAACAGAUAAACUUUUAUGCGAAAACCCGAGAUGCUGCAGGUCACUUUAUGAUUGUUUUUGCUACUGCAGGGAGCUACUUAUGAAGCAUAACAAAUACUUAUUAAUUUUUUACCUUGCAAUGACUUUCAUGACGGGGCUUGUUUUGGGCGCGGCCACCUGUGGAUCCUAUCUCGGCAAAUUUAACAGCCCUUUACUAACAUGUAUUGAUAAUUUUUUUAUUCCUGACCAUCAUUUUACAGUUCACAAUGAUUAUUAUGGCAUUGUGUAACUAAUAUAAACAUUUUCUUUUUAAGUUUUAACUAUUUUAAUAUAACUGUAUUGCUUAAAUUAAUUCAAUAAGAUUUUCAUUUCAAGAAGACACAAUUUGUGAAACAAAAAUGUAGUCUUAAGUACCUACCUACCUACUACAUAAUUAUAAAUUAACAUUAUUGAA